Arabidopsis lyrata subsp. lyrata is the source of this 1221-nucleotide messenger RNA. Its product is annotated as exosome complex component RRP4 homolog. Gene Ontology annotation, biological process: CUT catabolic process; nuclear polyadenylation-dependent rRNA catabolic process; exonucleolytic trimming to generate mature 3'-end of 5.8S rRNA from tricistronic rRNA transcript (SSU-rRNA, 5.8S rRNA, LSU-rRNA). Gene Ontology annotation, molecular function: RNA binding. The record is from RefSeq and is a predicted model, not a curated record. The transcript is spliced from 6 exons. NCBI's taxonomy places the organism in Eukaryota, Viridiplantae, Streptophyta, Magnoliopsida, Brassicales, Brassicaceae. Gene Ontology annotation, cellular component: cytoplasmic exosome (RNase complex); nuclear exosome (RNase complex). Bases 61 to 972 code for a protein of 303 amino acids.
CAAAUUUAUAAUCGACAUUGUUUGGUGGUGCUUAUAGAUUAAGGGAGAAAGAGUCUUGUAAUGGUGAUGAGAAAGCUUCAGCUAGAGCUACCAUUGAACCAGACGCAAAAGGUCAGGUUUAAGAGAGCUAUGGAGCGGCUACAAUUCUUAUCAUCGACAACAAACAACUCUGUUAUCGUCGCCGACUCCAUUCACGAAGAUGCCUUCCUCCUUAAGGGACACGGAACUUCCGAGGUCGAUGGUGAGUUGAUGGCGACGGUCUGUGGAGUUGUGACUCACGUGGACAAGCUCGUCUAUAUACGUACCUUGCGAGCCAGGUACAAGCCUGAGGUUAAAGAUAUUGUGGUAGGACGUGUCAUCGAGGUCUCAAAAAGCUGUUGGAGAUUGGAGCUCAACUCUACUAAAGAUGGAAUUUUGAAGCUUUCUUCUAUGGAUAAUGAUGUUCAGAGGCGUAAAACGUAUGUGGAUGAACUCAAUAUGCGGAAUAUCAUUGUAGAAGAUGAUGUCGUUUGUGCCGAAGUAGGAUGUAUUCACCGCGAUGGCGGUUUGGAGCUACGAGCUACAAGUUACAAAUAUGGCAAGCUUGAAAAGGGACAACAUCUGAUGGUUGAUCCUUACUUGGUUAAGAGAAGCAACAUUCACUUUCAUUACAUAGAAAGUCUUGGGAUCGAUUUGAUUAUCGGCCGCAAUGGCUUUAUUUGGGUUGGGGAACACGUCCAAGCACAAGAUCAUAUGAUUUUGGAUGAUGAGAUGAUCAAACAUACUUCACUUGAGACUCGACAAAGCAUUCUCAGAAUCGGGAAUGCGAUACGAGUUUUGUCUAAUCUAGGCUUCACCAUGACUCUAGAAGUGAUUAUGGAAACUUUUAACUUAAGCAACGCUGAGAAUAUUGACGUAUAUGACAUGCUUGGAUCAGAGUUUCACGUUUUGGUCGCAGAGAAUGAACUUGAAAGAAGAAUAAGACGUGCAUAGAGGAAAAAUGUGAAAGCUUCAUCAAAAGCUUUUUUGAUGUUUUUUUUCGGUUGCUCGUUCGAUAGAGACUUGUUAAAGAUACAUGUCGGCUUGUUCUGACUACUUCUACAAACUCAAAAUUAUAAAAUCUGAUUAUGGAUAUGUUUGGUAUCAAAGAUUAAGAGGUGGAGGGUUCUAACUUCUCGUUGGACCAAUAUCUUUUGGUGCUUGGAGCCCAUGAUUCAUGAAGGCAGGUUCUAUUCUAAGUAA